AUGGAGUUUACUGGUUCUCCCACAUCUCCUCCUCCAUCAACCUCCACUGCCUCCCUCUCCUCCUCAUUUUACUCUCCUCCUCCGCCGCCUCCUCCGCCUCGUCCAUCUCGUCCGCCUCCUCCUGCUCUGCAAUCCUCUCCUCCUCUCUCUGUGCUGGUGUCUGUUCCCUCCAUAUUUGGGCUGCUGCUGGUUCUACUGGUUGUACUGGUGAAAAGACGUGUCCGGAAGAAACCUGAAGACAGAGAUCCUGCAGCAGCUCCUACCUCCUCGUCAGUGAGAAGAACAUCAGCAGACGGCCGACACGGAUCGAUCAGGAGAAGAGAUGUUUCAUUAGAGACAACAGUCAUCUACUCCUCACUGAAGCUGACUGACACACCUUCACCACAGCUCAGAUUCAAAAGUAACAUUUUUUCUUCACCUGAAGAAGACAAAGAAGAAGAAGACGUCUCUCAAACCAGCUGCAGUCACAGUCUUAAACAUAUUAAUAGGGAAUUGGCAAUGGCUGCACUGAACACAUACUUUAAGAAGAGGGAGAAAUAAAGGAGGACAUAAAGGAGUGGAGGAAGGCGCACACAGGUGGACUACAUCUUAUGCUGAGGGUAUAAUCUGAAAGAGAUGGUAAGGUGGUGUCAGGGAGAAGGUAGCUAGGCAACAUGAGAUGGUAGUGUGUGUGAUGACUUUGGACAAUAACAGGAGGAAGUGAGUGAGAGCAAAGGCAAGGAUUAAAUGGCGGAAGCUGAAGGAGUCAGUCUGAUGUAAAUUUGGUGUAAAAUCUUGUGAUAAAUAAAAAAACAUACACAGGUUUGAAGGGAACCACCACUGAAUUCAAUGUUUUCCUGUUACAGACACAGAAUGGCUGUUACAGUUACAAAAACGUUAAGUGAAAGUUUACUCUUAAUUUACUUGUUCUUUCUGUAAUUUUAAAUGUGACAUAUAAUUGAAUAAACAAUAUCAAAGUGUUUCUCAUUUAUGUAUAUUCUCCUGUAACAUAAUUUAUUCUGAUGCCUGCAGCACUGUCACAUGUAUGGGAUAUACACAUUAUAAAUAAUUACAAAAGGCAAAGUAAUAUUUAUAUUUGCUGUUGAAUCACUCACGUUACACACUGUCACAGACACAAAACCAUUCAGCUUCACAUGUACAUUAUAAAUUACAGUCCAUUGAUCUUCAUGCAUAUUUGGCCCAAGUAAUACAUUCAUGUAUGAUUUAAAUAUUUAGAUAAUAAUCCAUUUAUAUAAUAAACUAUUCUCAGUAAUCACAAGCCCUUUAAACAAUAUAAACACAAAUCUAAAUGCUCAAUAAAUAAAUAAAUUGGCAUAGACGUAAGAAAAAUACAUUUCACACAUAGUGAAACAGUGAAUUGUAGAGAGGAUGGUGAUUUUAAAUAACUGGAAGAUAUAAAUUAAAAGGGAUGAGUUAUUCAAACUUUCCUCCCUCCAUGGUUUAUAUAUUCCAGCUGUGGCCACGCCUCUUUCAUAUGU
Messenger RNA from Oreochromis niloticus (Nile tilapia), 1478 nucleotides. RefSeq names its product neural Wiskott-Aldrich syndrome protein-like. The coding region runs from base 1 to 540 and encodes 179 amino acids. The transcript has 4 exons. The record is from RefSeq and is a predicted model, not a curated record. NCBI's taxonomy places the organism in Eukaryota, Metazoa, Chordata, Actinopteri, Cichliformes, Cichlidae.